This is a messenger RNA of Pantherophis guttatus, 6741 nucleotides long. It is a transcript of the gene LATS2, whose product is annotated as large tumor suppressor kinase 2. Gene Ontology annotation, biological process: hippo signaling; positive regulation of apoptotic process; regulation of organ growth. The record is from RefSeq and is a predicted model, not a curated record. Gene Ontology annotation, molecular function: protein binding; protein serine/threonine kinase activity; ATP binding. Gene Ontology annotation, cellular component: nucleus; spindle pole. NCBI's taxonomy places the organism in Eukaryota, Metazoa, Chordata, Lepidosauria, Squamata, Colubridae.
GCCGAGUCUGGGUCACGUGGGGGCGUGUGGAAUGCUAACAAUGUAGCGAAUGUCCCAACUGUGUCCCGCGGCCGCCGCAUUCGGAGCCCGAGAGGGGGAAAGAGAAGAAUGGAGAAAGAGCCGCGCGCCGGAGGCGGACGCCGCCGCGGACGCCGCAGCCACGGGAGGGGAGCCGCGGAAGCUGCCCCCAGACUUUCCAUUGGGCAUUAAGGGGAAAAGCCAGGAGGGGACACUGGAGAGAAAAAAAGAGAUUUGUCUGAAACGGUAUAGGCUUCCAGCUUGAGCAGGGGGUUGGACUAGAAAGCCUCCAAUAUCUCUUCCAACUCUGUUAUUUUGUUAAAAACACCACGAGGUUUUUAGAAUUUCUCUCUGGCUAUAGGAACCAUAAAAACUGAGCUGAAGAGAAAUGACAUCAGCUACUGCUCCAUGACUAUUGAUCCUUCUGUGUACCAGAGACUGGGAAAAGUGACAAGAUUUGCUAUGGAGGUUUGCCACCUACCUAUGAAUUGAUUUCAGGGAAUAAUGUUUUAUAACAAACUGAUAUCUUCCAGAAGAACAACACUGAAUAUCCACAUCCCUUUGAUUAUAUGUAAAAGAAGUUGGUAUUGAUGCUGAAACAACAUUGGAUUAACCAUGAGGCCAAAGACUUUCCCUGCUACUACUUACUCUGGGAACAGCAGACAAAGAUUACAGGAAAUCCGGGAAGGUUUGAAACAGCCUGCUAAAGCUUCUAGUCAGGGAUUACCCAUUGGACCAAGCAGUGAAAGUUCUCUGGACUCUAAAAUUCUAGUAGGAAAAGAUGCUGCCAGACAGCAGCAAAUCCGCCCGGCUGCCAAAUUUGGAAAUUAUCAGAAAGCACUGCGAGAAAUCAGAUAUUCUCUAUUGCCCUUUGCUAAUGAGUUGGGCACUACCUCUGCAGUUGUUGAAGUCAAUAGACAAAUGUUGCAGGAACUGGUGAAUGUAGGAUGCGACCAGGAAAUGGCUAUUAGAGCUCUCAAACAGACUGGGAGUAGAAGCAUUGAAGCAGCUUUGGAAUAUAUUAGCAAAAUGGGAUACUUAGACCCUAGAAAUGAACAAAUAGUCCGUGUAAUUAAGCAGACUUCUUCAGGAAAAAAUAUAAUGCCAAGCAAUGUAAGCCGAAGGCCAAGUUUUGAAGGAUCCACUGAAUCUUUUUCACCUUAUCACCAGAUAACUAACCCAGCCUAUGAAGGCACUGGUUUUGGUGCUGAAUCUGCUAAUGUACUCAGUGAUGUUCCUAGGCCAUAUAUGGACUAUUUACUUUCUGCUUCUCAGUCUGCGACCAUGAAUGCUUCUGUACAAAGGCCACCAUGCUUAGGCUCCCACAACACUCCUGGCAAUCUUCAACAGAAAGCCUACCCUACUAACAUGGAUUCCUCAGUCAUCAGCUAUCCAGUGGCUGGUCACAGUAACCAAGCUUUGCAGUUGCAGGGUACCCAUGGCUCAAAUAGUCCACAUUAUGGCAGACAGCCUGUGAUGGUGCAGAGUGAGGGUCUUGGAUAUGGAAUUCAGCGGAGCCAUUCUUUUCAAAAUAAAAUGCAACAAGAAGGAGGGUAUCCGAGCCUCCCUAACAAAGCAACUGUUGCACCUAACAAUUCUGGCCAUGGGUUCCAGCAGGCUGGUCUAUAUAUGCCACAUUCCCAUCACAAACAGCCAAUCCCAAAUUCUCAUCCAAUUCAUGUAAUCACUAGAGGUGCUCCAUUUAGUAAUGAAUUUUCAGACAGCCCACCCCAGGGUCUCUUAACCCCAUCUAGAAAUAGCCUGAAUAUGGAUCUAUAUGAUCUGAAUAACUCUCAGAUUCAGCAGUGGCAAACAACCUCUUCCUCCUCUUCCUCUUCUUCAUCCCGUCGUGAUUCACUACAGAGCCAAGCAUUGGAAGCCUCUCCGCGGCAACAUGUACCCUUCAGGCCAGAUGCCUGUGUCCCCAGUAGAACCAAUUCUUUUAACAACCACCAGCCACAAAUGCCCGUACCUAUGAGGCAGACUGCUUCAGGCAAAACUGAGGCCUCCAUGCCUUCUCCAAAUACCAUCACGGCUGUCACAGCUACUCAUAUUCUCCAACCAGUUAAGAGCACAAGAGUGAUGAGGCCUGAACCUCAGACUGCUGUAGGCCCUGCUCAUCCAGGUUGGUUACCUGCACAGUCUUCAGCAUUAGACAACCUAGGAAUGAUGGAGCAACACCCCCUUCCUGUUGGGGGAGCAAAUGCCUAUCCGUUAGAUGUUGAUUAUAGCAAUCAGGAACUCAGGUGUCCUCCACCGCCAUAUCCCAAACAUUUGCUGCUACCCAACAGUUCAGAGCAGUUUGAUAUUAACUGUUUACGUCCAGGAAUGGAACAAACCAUUCGGAGAAUCCCAAGCUCAGCAAGCAACAAAUCUGAGGAAAACGGAGAAAGGAAUGAAAAAAUCAAGACAGCUAAAUCAGAAAAAGUAGGCAAGGAUAAAAAGCAAAUACAGACCUCCCCGGUGCCAGUGCGGAAGAAUGGCAAAGAUGAAGAGAAGAGAGAAUCCCGAAUCAAGAGCUACUCACCGUUUGCCUUUAAAUUCUACAUGGAGCAGCAUGUGGAGAAUGUUAUAAAGACCUAUCAGCAGAAAAUGAAUCGCCGGCUACAGCUAGAGCAGGAAAUGGCCAAGGCUGGUCUUUGCGAAGCAGAGCAAGAGCAGAUGAGAAAAAUUCUCUACCAAAAAGAAUCAAACUAUAACAGGCUGAAAAGAGCUAAAAUGGAUAAAUCGAUGUUUGUAAAAAUCAAGACUCUAGGCAUCGGUGCUUUUGGUGAAGUCUGCCUUGCUUGCAAAGUGGAUACUCAUGCUCUGUACGCCAUGAAAACACUGAGGAAGAAAGAUGUGCUCAACCGUAACCAAGUGGCUCAUGUCAAAGCUGAGAGGGAUAUCCUCGCAGAAGCAGACAAUGAAUGGGUGGUCAAGCUCUACUACUCCUUCCAAGAUAAAGACAGCCUGUAUUUUGUGAUGGACUACAUCCCAGGAGGAGACAUGAUGAGCCUGUUGAUCCGAAUGGAAGUCUUCCCAGAAAAGCUAGCUCGGUUUUACAUUGCUGAACUAACUUUAGCCAUAGAAAGUGUCCACAAAAUGGGAUUUAUCCAUAGGGACAUCAAACCAGAUAAUAUCCUGAUUGAUCUUGAUGGACACAUCAAACUGACUGACUUUGGCCUCUGCACUGGAUUCAGGUGGACACAUAACUCAAAAUACUAUCAGAAAGGGAGUCACAUCAGGCAGGAUAGCAUGGAGCCAAGUGAUCUUUGGGACGAUGUGUCUAAUUGUAGAUGUGGGGACAGGUUGAAGACCUUGGAGCAGAGAGUUAAAAAGCAACAUCAGAGAUGCUUAGCCCAUUCCUUAGUUGGCACUCCCAACUAUAUCGCGCCAGAGGUUCUUCUACGUAAAGGAUAUACUCAGCUUUGUGAUUGGUGGAGUGUUGGUGUAAUUCUCUUUGAGAUGUUAGUGGGGCAGCCUCCAUUUUUGGCAUCAACUCCUACAGAAACUCAGCUAAAGGUGAUAAACUGGGAGAAUACUCUGCACAUUCCCUCUCAGAUUAAGCUCAGCCCUGAAGCUAGUGAUCUUAUCACAAAACUCUGCUGCUCCGCUGAAGAGAGACUUGGAAGAAAUGGAGCAGAUGAUAUCAAGGCUCACACCUUCUUUGACUCCAUAGACUUUUCCACUGACAUCCGCAGACAGCCAGCUCCUUAUGUCCCAAAGAUCAGCCAUCCAAUGGACACUUCCAAUUUUGAUCCAGUUGAGGAAGAUGGGCCUUGGGAUGACUCCAGUGAAGACAAUGCCAGGGCAUGGGACCCUCAGGCCUCAUCUAAUGGCAAACAUACAGAACAUGCCUUCUAUGAGUUCACUUUCCGAAGAUUUUUUGAUGACAAUGGUUACCCAUUCAGAUAUCCAAAGCCUUCUGGGCUAGAUAUAAGCCAGUCUAAGAAUCCUGAUAUAGAAAACAAAGAUGGGCUGGAUCAGAAUGGAGCCUGUCAACCUGUAUAUGUGUAAAUGACUGUACAGAAUCCUAAAACAAAACUUUAUUCAUAAAUUUAGGUUCUUCCUUAUAUAGUUCUUGGUUGGGAUCAGUUCCAGUUCAGGAUCAUGCAAGUCUCGGGAAAGAAAGACUUGAAAAGAAGGUUCUAAAUGCUAGCUGUUUCAGAUUUUAGGCCAUAUAGAGCUGUAAAUAGCUUUGUUGAUGAGUGCACUUGAAAUCCAGAUUUCAGUCUAGUUUCUAGUGUGUUACAUUCUUAACCAACUUUUUCUUAUCUGCUUUUGCAUUUACAUGCUUCUAUGGCAUUGUGCUAUUUUUUUUUUAUUUUUUAUUUUAAGUGAGCAAAGAGCACUUAUUUUUGUUUAUAGCAGGGUUUUUUUUCCUACUAAAUUAUAGGAAUUAACUUUGACAAAUCAUGCUGCUGUUCUUCUUUUUCUCAUUUGUCAAAAAUUGGAUCCAUCGCACUUAUGUCACAUUUUAGGAAAAUACAUAAGAUCGAAGAACAUAUGAUUAAAAGUGUCUGUGCAAUAAUAUUUAGUCAGAGGAAAAAAUGUAUUACGUCUAAUGUCCUAAAUUUACCAGUGCCAUUUUUGUAUUCAGACCCUAAUCUUUAUGUCUAUUUUUCCACAUUUCAAAAUUCUGACACAAUUGUUGAAGCUGCUUUAUUUUCCCUUUUGAAAAAUAUGUUGGAAUUUAGUAUAAUCGUAGUCUGAGUAAGUGGCAGUAUCAGGAUGUGAUAUCAAUGAUUGGUGUGUGGAGAGUGCUGCAUGGCUUGUGUUAUUUUGUUUUUCUGUUUGAAACGACCUUUCUCUUGCCAUUCACAGGCAGGUCCUGUGCAUCUAUUCUUACUGAAGAUCUUUAACUUUAGACCUUCAAUAGGUGUGCUGAUAAAGUAUUGUGUGGAUGGUUUUUCUAUUAUGAUUGUGUGCUAUCUAUUAUAUGUUCUCUAAGACAAAUGGCGAAACUCUAAUUCAUGGAGGGAUUGAUGGUGUGUGAAUAGGGGGAAGGAGAGCUUGGUUUAAUCAGUUGUCUAAUUUCAUAGGAUAUUUAGCCUCCUAUAAAAAGAUAAUCAGCAAAACAUAGCUUUCAAGAUCACUUUGUGAUCAAAAUCUGUGGCCCAUCUACCUAGCACAAUGCACAGUAUUCAGUGUGUUUGUAAGUUGCCAUAUAGUAUUCAUGAAUAUUAUCAUUUAGUAUCUGUAUGCAGAAAUAUAUAAUGAGAAUGUUCAGUUCUCUGUGCCUUAAAAUUGAAUCAGGAGCCUUAUAUCCUUUUUUUAAAUUUAUAGGACUCUUCUAAGCUAUAAUGCUAAGUGACAAUGAAUUUCUGGAAUGUAUUGGACAUAUAAAGUUGAUUUAUUGAUUCAGAUGAUUAGGUAUAAUGUACUAACUUCAGGCAGUGCAGGGUAAUUUAGCAAACUGUUUCUUUAAAACAGAGGUUUUCCAAGCCCUGUUGUCUAAGAAUGCAAUUAUUCAUGGUUGUGAUUAUAUUUUAUGGUGGAAAAUCGAAGCAUGUAGCUUCCCUUUGUCAUUUAAGCAAAGAUAAAUAACUUUUUCCUUCAGAUGUUGCUGGAGUAUAAUUUUCAUGCCAUCAGUUUCAUAGCAUAGUCUAUAGUGAAGAACGUUGGGUUUUAAUGAUUGCCAGCAUCUGAUUUAAGCAUCUCUGAGACCAGAUGAAUAUUAACAAAUUUUGGGUAUGGUUUUUGUUUUUGUUUUUGCUUAUCUGUGAUGAUUUGUAGAUCUAGAAACUACAUACAUGAUAAAAGCAUGGAGUUGUAUUUUGUUUGAAUCUGCAGGUAAGACCUAUGUCAUCAGUAUAAAGAAAAUCAGAGAUGGUACAAUCACAUAAUGGUUUAUCUACGCUACACAACAAUGCUGACACUUCCAAGGCUGCUUGGAACUCUGAAUUAUUAUGACCUGUUUAAGUGCAGAGAUUUAUCUUAACCAGGUAUAUACAGAACAGAAUCUACUUAGGUGGCAGCCAUAGUUGUCUUACGUGAAGUAUCAAAAUGUUGGUCUUGAUUAUGCCUGGUCCAUUAUAUUGUUACGUAUUAUGAUAGAUCAAACUAAUCCUUCAUCUCUAUCAAAAUACAAACAUACAUUUAAGAUAUUUUUUUAAUUGUUUAAAAUACACAUUUUAUUAGCUAUGUUAACAUAAAGAAUACUCAAAGUGAUAAUGGAAUGCUAAAGAUAAUUAAGCCAUAAAUAUCAUCAUUUAUAUUCUAUAUAUACCUAAAUAGAUUUUUCUUUCAAAUCCUUAAUUCAGAUUAGUUUAACAGUCCUAUUUUAAAUGACUGAUUGCAAUAACACUUGAGGGCAAUAUUCCACUGUGUGUUUGCUUAUUUUAUGUUUUUAAAUCUAAAGCUUCAGUUUUUCCUAUGUUAUUCCAUAUGUUAUUUCUUAAUAUUUUAAUCUAUCAUAUCCUACCCAUUGAUUAGAUACUAUCUAAAACAACAUCUUUAAAUCCAUCAGAGUAAACUAAGCAAAAUGAUUGUGUAUUUGUUUACAUUUGUAUGAAAGGAGUGUUCUGAGAUAUGCAGUGCUUGUGUUGUGGUGGUUUAUGAAAGAUUCAGUAUUACUACUUUUUAUAUAAUGCCAUUUUUAUAUUUACAUCUAUCUGUCAUCUUUUUAUGUGGUAGGUUCUUCCUCAGGAACUCAGUUUAACUGUUAUUUAUUUAUCAUUUGCCUUUUGAAAGCUUCUGCUGGCACAAUUUAUUAUUAAAAAAAAAUGAAUCAAACUCCAA